AGAGAGGACUGUGCGUGUUCAGGCAGGACAGGAGGGCGCGCGGGACAUCAGUACACCGGCCGGGUCAAGAAGCUGCAAGGAUGGAUAUCCGACCAGACAGGUUUAAGGCGGUCGCGGCCAAAACUCUGGGGAAAAUUAACAGGCUGAUUGAGAAGCGACAGCCCAAUGGAGAAACCAUUGAAUUAUCAGCUGAGGGACGUCCUGAGCUGGUGGAGGAGAAGGAGCUGCCGGUGGUGGACUGUACCUGCUUUGGCUUGCCGAGGAGGUACAUCAUCGCCAUCCUGUCUGGCCUGGGAUUCUGCAUCUCUUUUGGCAUCCGGUGCAACCUGGGUGUGGCCAUUGUAAGCAUGGUGAAUGACCACACUGUCUACAAAGGCAACAAGGAAGUACUUGUGGCUGCACAGUUCACCUGGGACCCUGAGACAGUGGGGAUGAUCCACGGCUCCUUCUUCUGGGGCUAUAUCGUCACACAGAUACCGGGUGGCUUUAUAUGUCGAAAAUUUGCAGCCAACAGAGUGUUUGGAUUUGCUAUAGUGGCCACAUCCACCCUCAACAUGCUGAUUCCAUCUGCUGCUCGCUGCCAUUACAGCUGCGUCAUACUGGUCAGAAUAUGCCAGGGUCUUGUUGAGGGUGUAUCAUACCCAGCCUGCCACGGGAUCUGGGCCAAGUGGGCGCCUCCUCUUGAGAGAAGUCGAUUAGCCACUACAGCCUUUUGUGGAUCCUAUGCAGGGGCGGUGGUGGCCAUGCCUUUAGCAGGGAUACUGGUGCAAUACACUGGGUGGUCUUCAGUAUUCUAUGUCUAUGGCAGCUUUGGGAUAUGCUGGUAUUUGUUCUGGAUUCUGGUGUCGUAUGAGAGUCCCGCUGCUCAUCCCACUAUUACACCGGAGGAGAGGAAGUACAUUGAAGAGGCAAUCGGAGAGUCUGCAUCAUUUCUUAAUCCUCUGCAUAAAUUUAAAACACCAUGGAAACACUUCUUCACCUCCAUGCCAGUCUACGCCAUCAUUGUGGCCAACUUCUGCAGGAGCUGGACCUUCUACCUGCUGCUCAUCAGCCAGCCGGCCUACUUUGAAGAAGUAUUUGGCUUUGAGAUCAGCAAGGUGGGCAUGGUGUCAGCUUUGCCCCAUCUGGUGAUGACAAUAAUCGUGCCUAUUGGAGGCCAGUUGGCAGACUACCUGAGAACCCACAAUUUAAUGACCACCACCAAUGUCAGGAAGCUCAUGAACUGUGGAGGUUUUGGGAUGGAGGCCACCCUCCUGCUGGUGGUGGGAUACUCUCACACAAAAGGUAUUGCCAUUUCCUUCCUGGUCCUCGCUGUGGGUUUCAGUGGAUUUGCUAUCUCAGGGUUUAAUGUCAAUCACUUGGAUAUCGCCCCUCGAUAUGCCAGCAUACUGAUGGGCAUCUCAAACGGGGUGGGAACAUUAUCUGGAAUGGUGUGUCCUCUCAUAGUGGGAGCCAUGACCAAACACAAGACACGUGAAGAGUGGCAGGGUGUCUUCCUAAUAGCUUCACUCGUACAUUACGGAGGAGUGAUUUUCUAUGGUAUCUUUGCAUCAGGGGAAAAGCAGCCUUGGGCGGAUAUAGAGGACACCAGUGAGGAGAAGUGCGGUAUUAUCGAUGAGGAUGAACUGGCCAAUGAAACAGAUGAGCUCUACCGCGGAGGCGGGCAGUACGGGGCCAUGAACCAACCAGUUGUUGGUUCUAAUGGAGGAGGGACUGGCGGAGGAGGAGCCGGGUCUGGAUGGGUGUCGGACUGGGAUAAGUCUGAGGAGUAUGUCCAGCCACCUGGAUACAACUCGUACAUGUAUAGGGGAAAAGAGGAGAAGGAGCUGACAUAGAAGAUCAAAAUGAUACGAUGAUGCGAUGAUGAAGUAAAAAAAUAAUAAUAAUUGAAAAAAAGAUAAAGAAAAGAGGAAGAUUGUUUUUGGAAAGGGAUUGUAAGAGAGUCACUGUUUUACUGAAUGGACCUGCUGUGUGCUUUUGUACAAUAUUUUCAACUGCACAUAUCAAAAGUAUGCAUCUGAUUAAUUUCCGUGUGUGUGUGUGUGUGUGUGUGUGUGUGUGUGUGCGCGUGCGUGUGCGCACGCGUGUGUGCAUUGUGUGCAAACACAUACAAUUCAACAGCAUUCAACAGCAAAAACUGAACUCAGAUCCCAGACUUCCUUCCUGCUCCUGAGCUCGUUGUGAUUGGUCAAGCGUCCUGUUUUCCACGACAUCACUGUGGAGAUUCUGUGUGCGUGCGUGCGUGCGUGCGUGCGUGCGUGCGUGCGUGCGUAGUUGGCUUUUUGCCUGUACAGCAACUCUCUCAAGCCACUGGCAUUGUGUUGUAUUUAAAUUUUUAUGUGUAAACCACACAUUUACUUUUCUUGCUGAGAAAGCACCUUUGGGUCCUCAGUUUUGAAACGUUAAACAUUUGAGCUUACAACAUUGUCCAAAUUACAAAAUACAAAAUGUGAUGCCACUAGUGUAGAUUGCUUACACUUUCUAGUCUAUAUUACUCCCAAGGCCCUCAGCCUCAAUAGAAAUCAUAUUGAGCAUAUGAGUUUUAAAAAUCAAUACACAAACUAAAAGCUAAUGUGUUUUUAUGAGUGAGGCCCCUUGUGGACAAUCUUUUCUGGACGCUAGUGAUGCAUCCACUUAAUUUCUUUCUUUGCAAAAUAAUAUUUCCACAGCACUGCAUAACUAUAGUAUGCAUGCAUGUGCCGACUACUUUCAAACUAUUAAAUCAAAGAGAAAAAAUGUGCUUAAGUGUUGUAUCAGUCUGUGUUUGUGUGUGUGAAGCUGUAUAGCUUUUGUUACAACAGGCCCCCUUUAUGUGUGUGCAUUUGAUUGUGCAAAGGUGUGUGUUUGAGCUUGCAUUUGGUGUCUAGCUGAAUCUCACCUGUGUCUGACCUAACUAGGUCACGUCCAGCCAGGCUUAUGGGUCACAUGAGUAAUCAUCUGACAUUUGUGACUUUUCAUUUGCCGUUUACGCUCUCGUCAGAUAGGUGGCCCAGAAUGACAAGUAGAGUGUGAUAGCUGGUUAACUGAUCCACUGCGUAACUAGCGAGGAACAACAGUUAUAAUAUUCCCAGGCAUCACAGCACGUGCUGCCUCUGUUUCUGCCUUGUUCUGUGUCUUUGUGGCUGCUCUCUGUUUCCACGUCUUUAGUAUCUAAAUUUUAGUCAUGUUUGAGUUGGUGGGUCAGAUAAUUUAAGUGUGUGUGUGUGUGUGUGCGUGUGCGGCGUGCGUGCAGGCGUGCGUGCGUGCGUGAGUGCGUGCGUAUGUGAGUGCGUGCGAGCGAGCGUUCGUUGUGUUGGGUGCAGGUGCUGAAACAUUGUGCGGUGAGCAUGUUUUAAUGAGCACAUCAGUGUAGUACCCCACCAUCCCUCUCUUCCUUUUGCACACACACACACACACACACACACACACACACACACACACACAUAUAUACACACACAUACACACACACACACAUAUACACACACAUACACACACACAGGGUGCUAAUUUCAUGCAAGCACAGUCAAGUGCACUAUGCACAGUGUGCAGAGGGAGUGGUGGCACACUUUUUGGUAUUUACAUUGCUGUGAAGCACCCAUGGAAACAGGGUGGGAUUAGGAAGUAUUAUCAUACAUUGUCAGAGGGUGUGUUAAGGUUUGGUAACAAUCAUGGCCAAUCAACUCAGCUCCUAUCAAGCCCUUCAAAAGCAGCACCCUCUCCAUUGUGACGCAAUGACAGCUGGGUAAUGGAGUAGGGAGUUCAGAGGUGCUUCUCUUGAGAGGACACCAACAUGCUUAUACAGGAGAGGAACUGUCAUAUUAAACAAACUGCACAGUACAACUCUGUGCGCCUGCACAUACAGCCAACAUACAGUACAUUAAACAUGUUCAUGCACACACAAACACUACGUCUGCCCUCUGUGUGUACUCACAGGCCAUGCCAACACACAAUGUUUUUUGCAGACGGCUCUUUUUCAGAUCAAGAAUCUAAUUCUGUUUAACUUGUAGAGAGUUUGUGAAUUGAGCUCACUUUUGUGAGAGAAAAAAAAAUACACUACUGGAUUGUUAAAAUAAUUGUAUUUGAUUAAACUGAGGGUUUAAUGGUAAAAUGUGUUGGUAUGUCAAUAAAUGAUUUGAAAAAGUGAUUAAGGCUAAUUUUGUUUUGAAUGAAAUGUCUAAAAGACGUGAAUGAUUAUUCCUGUAUAGAAUUUCAUUUUCAAGUGUUGUAUUGGUGUAUUUUUAAUCAAGUUUCUCUUUGUCUCAUUUAUGGUUAGUCCAAUGUUGUCCUCCUCCUUCUUGAUGAAAUGUGUGGUGGGAAUCAGUUAAAAAAGAAAAUGAUCAUAAUGCAAAAAUGUGCAAAAUAUUCUAUGUAUAAAAGAUGUAUAUGUGAGAUCUCCUUGUGUAUAAUAAAAUGUAAGCAAUUUGAGAAGA
Molecule: messenger RNA, 4409 nt
Organism: Perca fluviatilis (European perch)
Lineage: Eukaryota; Metazoa; Chordata; Actinopteri; Perciformes; Percidae
Gene: slc17a7a
Product: solute carrier family 17 member 7a
Exons: 13
Coding region: 81-1835 (584 amino acids)
Biological process (GO): synaptic transmission, glutamatergic; neurotransmitter loading into synaptic vesicle; transmembrane transport
Cellular component (GO): excitatory synapse; synaptic vesicle membrane
Molecular function (GO): L-glutamate transmembrane transporter activity; neurotransmitter transmembrane transporter activity
Source: RefSeq, a predicted model, not a curated record